Molecule: messenger RNA, 493 nt
Organism: Suillus discolor
Lineage: Eukaryota; Fungi; Basidiomycota; Agaricomycetes; Boletales; Suillaceae
Exons: 1
Coding region: 66-323 (85 amino acids)
Source: RefSeq, a predicted model, not a curated record
CGUAUUUGGCUCUUGCCGCGUUGGCGAGGGGAGCCUCAAAGCCUUUGCUGCAGGCUACCAUACACAUGGCUUCCGCUAUUGCUUUGCUGUACCUUCUUCUGAAAAGCCUCCUUGGUUUCAUCAUUUUUACUGCUUAUACCAAUAAACUUUCCAGACGUUCACCACAAGCUCGCCAUGCCAUCAUCAAGAAUCUUGGCAUCUCCACCACAUCAAACCCCCAAUUUAUCGGUUUCUUCCUGCCAAAGUAUCUGGCACAGACGCAGCAGAGUCGGAUUUGCUUUAUCGUGUGUCAUCCCCGAUUCUUUCAAGCAUUGCAUGCAUGAUGUUCACCCGCCAAAACCAGUCUUGUAUUUGCAAGGCAAUUCGUUAUGACUCAAACAGAGGCCAACUUCUGCGUCAUGCAGGUGGUCCAGGAUUCGGUUUCACCUAUCUUUCGGCGUAGACUUGGGGAGUGCGGUACGUUUAUUUGUCUUCAUGCACGGGAAGGUUUGCG